AUGGGAAAAUCAAGCUCUGGCCGGGAUCGCGCCGGCUCAGAAAUGUUAUCAAGGUCCGACCGACGUCGCAGCUAUGACCACGAAUCUUCUAGGCGGCAUUCGGGUGCAGAUUCGUUGAAUUCUUCCUCCCGCCGCAGGUCGACCCGACGCGACGAAUACGAUGAUGAUGGCGCUACGUUUACAUCUACGAUUACAGAAGAACCCUCGGAGAUAUCGGACCGGCGGCGGAAGAGUUCAAGGAGAGAGGACGAUGACGAUGAUACGCGGAGGUCGAGCAAAGGCGAUAGAGGUUUGAAGGAUGACCGAAGGCGCGGGGAGGAGGGCCGUCGCGAGUCUCGCAGGGCCGGCAAGUCAGAAAGGAGGGAGAAAGAGAGAGGAAGCACACGCGCCUUCGGAGACCACGACGCUGCUUUGCCUCAGAAUCAGUUCCCAGGAGAAUUUCCUGAUACCUACGCUCAGCCAUACCGACCACCCGGAUUAGCUGCGGAAUACUAUAACGACCAUGGAGAAUCAGUACAAUCCCAACCCGGUGUCCGACCCAACCAACCGAGUAUCGUGACGAACACUGAGCAAGCACACCUCAUGGAGCCUACAGUGGAACCAAAGCCUCCACCUGAGCCCAGCAGCUUGGGCCAGAUUGGUGCGGCCGCAAGCUUCUACGGCGAUACUAAUUACGAGAAUGACUCUGGACAUCAAACAACCCCUUCGAAGCCUCCCCGGCUAAGUUCCGGAUCAUACAGGCCCGCCAAGCACAGCACGUACGGCGCGAGCCCCAGAUCGAGCCCUGGACCGCAGGGGAACAUUGCGCCGUCUGCGCAGACUCCAGGUGGAAUAGGUUUCGCGGCACCAACAGCCGCUGUGGUGGGGGCUGCAGCCGAGUAUUAUGCGGGCGGAGGCGGAGGAGGGUCUGCAAGCGCAUAUCAGACACCAAAUCGACCGCCGCCUGGGCCACAGCCAGGAUUCACUCCGUACUCUGCUCCUCCUGGAAUAGGCGGCUCACAAUAUCACUCCAAUGCGGCCUUGUACGGCGGAGCCGCGGCACUCACCGGCGCAGCAGCUGGAGCUUACAUGUCAUCUCAUGCUCACCAGCAUCACUCCCACAGCCAGCACCAGACCUCGACCCAUUCCUCUGGCUAUACGAAUGGAUUUGCCCAGUCGCAUGGAGGACAGAUGCAUCAAGCUCAUCGACACAAGCAUAAGGGUCUCUUCGGCAAAUUUGUCGACUGGUGGCGAGAUCCCGAGGCAAUUGCGCAGUAUGAGCAAUACACGGAAGCAAUCGGUGUAUGCAAAUACUGCUUUGACCCUAUGAGCACACCGGCAGACGCCCCUCGCAAACAUGGGUAUCGCCGUCGGACGCCUUCUGGUGGUCGGCACGGAAGCACUACUCGAGUAGACAAGACGUACAGAUAUUCUUCUGACGAGGAGCGACGGAGACGCUCUGGCACAAAGGUGGCGCUUGGCGGUUUGGCCGGUUAUGGUGUUGCUAAAGUGGGGGAGGCUAUGUACAAGCAACGGCACGAUUUUGACGACACCUACUCUGUCAAAUCAGGCCACCCCGUGAAUCAGAGCAGGGUCAGUUUUCACGACGAGCCCCAGUAUGAACGCUAUGGAGAUGUCAGGCUCCAAAGACGCGACAGCGAUAGGAAGACGAAGAAAUCCGAACAGGCCUCGCACAAGGAGAAGCCCCGGCGCCGCAGAUCUCGCUCGUCUUCCUCCACCUCCUCCUCACACGGCAUCUCUCGUGGUGCAGCAAUGAGUGCUGGUGCUGCUGUUGCUGGCGCUGCUACAGGUGCUGCGGCGCUGGAUAGAAAGACCCGGCCGCGGAGUCGAAGCAGAAGUCGAUCACCAACGUCAAGAAGGAGAUACUACUCAAAACGGGUGUCGCCAAUGCAUUCUUACGUGGAUCUUUCGGCGACGAAUGAUGCGCCUGGUGGCCUAUUCGGCUUCUUUACCUCUCCUUCAGCCAACACGAAGAAGGGCAAGAAACCAAAAGGGCUGUUCAAUUUUGGGAACGAUUCCAGUUCUUCGUCAGACGCGGAUCUUCAGUUUGGGGCCGGCACUGUUCGUCGGAAGCCUUCUACGAGGCGACUGCGCACGAGACAUGACAAACCUCAACAGGACCAUUCAGCUGCUGCGAUGAUGGGAAUGGUGGCUACAGGUGCUGCACUCGCAGCUGAAGUUGAUAGGAGGCACGAAAAAGGUAAGCGAGCGCACGACACUGACAGGUAUGCAGGCCGAAGUAGCAGACACGCAAGCGAACACAGGAUAUCCAUGGGCGACCACGAAACCGGCGGACGGGAUGAUGAAUGGUACGACACGGACGACGAUGCCGACUCUGAUACGAGUGUAGACACCGCGUUGGCGUACGGGGGAGGAAUUUCCGCGGCGCAAAGUCGAGAGUCCCUUAUCCAGGAUCGCAAGUCAACAAGGCCCAGCCACAAUUUCAGAGAAAGAGAUCAACGAAUGUACCACGAUGGCCAUGCAAGUUAUGCCCCGACAACUUCCUUCCCUGUCUCUGCAGCUCCAACCACUGUCCUUGCACCAGUUGCAGGAGCCAUGGGUGAACGGGUGGCGUCAGAGGCAGUGCACCAAGACCCUCGACUGCCGAUGAGCCCCUUGCCACCAAUGCGGGAAGUUGAGCCUCGACCACUAUCAGAUCCACCCUCAAAAAUAGGUACGCCGCAGGUGACGCGUGUUUCGUCGACGUCUGUCCCGCUCCAGCAGCCGCAACCAGUUGUUCCGGUUGCACCUUUUAUCAACGACAUCGGUUCACAGUCGCCCGAGCUUCAAAGACGCCUGGGUCGAGAGGCUCAAAGUGAAAGGAGGCGACCAAGACGAGACUCAAGCCCAGCCAAAUUACCCACGCAGGACCCGAGAAGCAGCGUCAACUUCAGCCUGACCCAGGAGCAGCUCGAGAACGAAAGGCGCGCCAAAGACAGGGACGAUAGGCGGAAAAUCGGUUCAAGCGGCGAUGCCCAGCGAAAGUCUGCUGAUGCAGGCAAUCUUGAGAACACUUCGUCUAGGCGGGUCGAAGCAUCCCACCAAGAGAGAAAGCCACGAAAUAGACGGUCUUCUGAAGCGACUCGGAGAUCUUCCGAUGGUGAUGAGCGCGUUGCUGAGAUCGAACGAGAGCUUGAGAGGUUGUAUGAGGAGCAUCGGCAGGCUGAGGAAAGAAAACGCAGGAGAGAUUCGGGACUAAAGAAAGCAGCACAAGCAGCCGCUAUAGGCACUGCAGCAGCCGUGACUGCGGAUGUUUUGGCUGGGAGGGACAGCAAAGCUGGGUCCGGCGAAGAGUCGACACCAAAACGGAAAUCAAGCCUCAAGAGGAGCCGCGAAAGGGAAAGUUCGCCGCAGUCUGAGACUCAGCAGGAACGGAUUGCCAGGAUGGCUGCUCAGAGGGUCAGAUCGACCCCAUCACCAGUUCAGCAUGACGACUACGGCUCUUUCUUCGUCCCGACCGAACUCAGAGAGCAUCUGAAAGAGCACAACGACAAGGCUGAACACCGAGACGACAUCGGAGCAAAUGUGGUCGAGAUUGUUCCUGGGGCACCGAAAUCUCGUCGACCACAUCCAUUUGAUCCCUUCACGUACCGCCACUUUGGCGCUGAGCCAGCAGACGAUCCUUCACUCUACCCCUGGCCUGUUCCAGUACUCGCCUUGGUUGAACCGACACCACCAGGUAGCCAAACGCACAGCGUUCGUGGCGAUGAGACUCCCGUCGUCGAGCCGAAGAGAACAGAGCCGCUGGAGAAGAUUGGUGAACCACUCGAGCGGAGGGAAUCCAAGGUUACUUGGGGCGACCACGACACCUACGUCUAUGAAGUGCAGACUCCCGAGUAUGAGCGGAAUGAUUUCGCAUCUGGCGGGGAGACGGGCGAACCGAGGAUCGCUGACAUGCCUUCGCCAGAUGAGAUCCUUGACGAGCCAAAUCCGUCAGGCGAGGAAUCCCAAAGUCGACCCAGUCUUGGUCGUACUUGGACGCUGGAGGACGGUGAAGCAGAGAAACUCGAGAAAGAAGUGCCGGUUAUCGAUGACAGACCUCGAAUAAGCCGUGCUUGGACGGUCGACGACAAGGAAGCCGCCGAAAUUGACCACGAAGUUUCAGGAUCACCGCUGGGUGAGAGUGUCACUACACCUGAGCCAAGUCCGGAAAUCAUUGCGGUCGAGCCCAAAUCUCAAGCACGUCCAUCUAUUGUGGCUGAGCCAGAAAAGUUGCCAAGAGCACCCUCGCCUCCUGGACAAGCCAGAGCGGGUCGUUCCCAGGCCUUUUAUCAGAGUCCCUUUGCCGAGUCCGUCAGCGAUGUCGGCGUAAUGGGCGCCUAUCAUACGCCAAUCCGCUCUGAAGGGGAGGGAACGGGGACAAUCGAGGAGACGCACGCGACGCACGAUCAAGGCCGGACCGAAGAUGCCACGUCUGAACCACAAGUGCUGGAGACAUCUCCGGGCCCCCGGACGAGCAAAAGUGAACAACGUCGCCGAGAGCGCGCAAGCUCUUUGCCUGACGUAGUUCGACCGUCGGGAUCUGAGCAACAGCCGACUGAGCCCGAAAGUGAUACCGCUUCUCCACCACCAAUUCCGGGCACCGACAGCGUCUUUGAUUACUUGGUGAAUGGCAAAGGGGAAAGGGCUGCCCCCGCUUCGGUACUGGGGCUGGGCGCGGCGGCAGUCCUUGUAGCCGACCAAGUUGCAACAUCAAGGGAGGAGCACGAACAACCACGACCCCGCGUGUCCGCGGAAGUGGAUCAGCCCUCGAAGCCGAAGCGGUCGAGCACAUACGACGAUUCGAAAUCGCAACGGUCACGAUCGGGGUCAAACGCCGGAUAUCAAUCCGACCCCGAGGACUGGGAACGCUCAACGGACAAGUCGGGAAAGCCAAAGUCAAGUUCAAAGAGCGACGUAGGUGCCAAGUCGUCAAGCAGGUCGGGGAGCCGGCGCGAAUUGGAUAGGGCGACUUUCGCGCCCCUCCCGAAAUCUGCCGCCGAAGAUGACCUUGACGAGGAUUCAGCCUCACGCCCGAGCUCACGGCAUCGCCACAAGGACUUUGACGAAGAAUCAACCAUCAGUCGGAAAAGCAGAGAUGGAGAGAAGAAGUCACGAAGCCGCCGCAAUAGAGAUGCAGAUGGUUAUCGGGAUGAUGACGCACGUUCGGUCGGGAGUAGCGACUCGAAAGGAAAGAAGAAGGAAACAGGGGGGUUUUUCAGCAGCAUCUUCUCCAGCAAUAAGAGCGAUGUGAGUACAUCCAGCAGAAAAAGCUCAAAGUCUACCAAGUCAGAGGGCCGAGCAGACCGUGACCGUGACGACCGCUCCGAAUCUCGCAGAAAACGCAGGUCCAGGGACAAAGCAGAAUUUGACGACGGCGCGUCAGCGGUGUCAGAGCCGACUCGAAAAAGCCGUCGAAGCUCAGAUCCUCAAGAGGCAGCUGCCGAUCGGAAUGAAUCCUCGAAAGACCAGAGUCUUGAUGAUGGUUUCGUGUCCGCUGAAGAGGCCGCUGAGUCACCAAUUAAGAAUGUCAGAGAAGGCGAGUCUUUUUUAGCGAGUCGCCCCGAAAUGCCAGAACCAACGGUCAUGGAUAUACCAAUGGGUACUGAUGGUGUCUCGGGGCCAAUAUCCGAGAGAGAUCCAUCUGCGCAACCUGACAUUGUUGCCAGCACUCCGGUAAAGGCACCAAUCGAUGUGACAGACGAUGGUCUUGAACGCCCAGUGUCGCCUUCAACCGAGCGCGGGCGUCCUGGAUUCUUGCCUUUCGAGCCAUUGCGAGCGACGGAGAGAGAAUCUGCAGAUCCCAGGCUCGAAUCUCCACCCGUCUUUUCGCAGAUUGCUGAAUCACGACGCCUAUCUGCCAUACGGACCAGCGACGUGCCUUCUAGUCCUAUCGCCACAAGUUCUCCGACCGCCGUACCACUGCAGUUCCGCCGCCCACACAUGUCGCCAACAAACCAACGCUUUUCGAUGAGUUCACCUGUCGCAGCUCCCAGCUCUCCACUAUCUACGCCUCGAACUCGACAAGGUAGACCCAAGUCUACAGAAUUCCGUAACAGCAAGGAAUUCCGACCGCUUUACCUUGUGGAAAGACAAAAUUUUGCGAAAACGGCUGCAACCGAACCUCAAGAGGACCUGCCUUCGUUACCAUCUAGCAGGACCAGUUCGGCACAUCCGUCGAUGGAAGAUCUUCGAGCAGAGGCCCAAGCAUGGGAACAGUCCGAGUACGUCACUCCGUCUCGAAUGAGCGCCGAAAUGUUCCGAGAGCGCGGUAGACGACACAGCUUCUCGUACUGGCGCGACAGUGGGAAGCGACGUGAAUCCCCAGAUUACUUGGAUUCUCGAUCGGCUACCCCUGUGCCGGGCGAAGCACAAAGAGCUCGUGAUCAAGAAACGAAGCCUAGGCUGAAGUACGAGUUCCAUUCCCCGAGCGAAUUGCUGCAGGAUCCAGCAUUGCUACGUGAUGUACCUCCGGUGGAGGAUGCCGACGCACUCCAAAGUCCUCUUCCCAGUGUUGCGAGCACAGACCUGGAUCAGGACUACAUGAGCGCACGAAGCAGGAGCUUCUCACCGACGACAAGAGCCCGAAGCCUGAGCAGGGGUCGACGAAGCGCCUCGACCACAAGAUCAACGUCGGCGUCCUGGCACGAUGCAUUGACUACUGCAGCAGCUGGUGCGUUGGCAGGCUCCGUACUGGGCAUCGCUGCUCAUGAAGUUCUGCGAGAGCCGUCCGAUGAGGUUCCGUCCGAUGAAGUGGCAACACCACGGAAGUUUGGCUUCUCUCCAGAGGAGGUCGCGGCUCUGAAAGAAGAGCCUGAUCCCGUGGAUCUCCAGCAGGAUCGGAGUCUUUCUACAUCUGCGCCGGUAACCGAGCAUCAACCUCUGGAACAAAAUGCUGAGCCACAGUCGGAAGAAAAGCCUCAAGCCGCCACUGAGGGAGUGCGAGAUACUAGCGCGUGGAAGAAUGUCUUUUCGGAGCUACACGAGCGUGAACGUAGCUUGCACCCUAUGUCCCAAAGCACAGAUGUCGCGACGGCCGAAAAGUCAGCAUCUGAGGUCUUGGUGGAUGAUGUGGCACCUGAAGUUUCUGUGCUAGUCGCCCCAGUUAUGGCACCUGUGCAAGGAGUGGCCGAAGCUCAUCACUCAAAUCCAUCCGAGUCCACAGGGCCAACACCGCAGGUAGAGGACUCCGCGUUGUUAGCUGAAGACGAUCUUCAACAGCCGGUGCGAGAUGCUGAAGAGCUAACCCAGGAAUCAAGCAGCAAAACAAAGAAGUCGAAAAGGGACAAGAAGGGCAAGAAGAAACGGUCCACUCCGACAUUGGACGAAGAUCCGCCACCCACGCCAGAAGAAGGUAUGGUGCCAGACAAGAAUGGGGCUUUGGUUCGAGAGAUGUCACCAUCUGGAGUGCCAGCAACUGAUCCAGAAACAACGCUGAACCUGGACAGAAGUGUCGAAACUGCCCCAGAAGCAACGCCAACACAAGCUGAAUCAGGGGUGCCACCUUCGACUACCAUUGAUGACGAGCGGAAAGAUGUUGACGGGCCGCACGAACAAAUCUCCAUUCCAAGCGACAAGACCAUUGACCAUCAGGCACCCGCUCCAGCCGAUGUCAACCCGUUUACGAAUCCUCUUGAUGAAGCUUUCGAAGCGGCUAUCCAAGCCAGGGGUUUGGCCGACGGCGCAACUCUGGAGGCAGCGUACCAAUCGUUCCAUCCAGAAAUUCCCGAUAUCGGUGGUACCGAAUUGACAGCCAUAGAGGAAGAAAGCGAGCCUCCUACUUCUGCUACCCCACAAGAGCCUACAUCGACGGACCCUGACUCUCUUGUUGGCCGCAAGUCAUCGAAGAGAGACAAGCGAAAGCAGAAGAAGUUGAAUCAAACUCUGCCUAACGACUCGCCUGGAGCGGAUCUGCCGCGUGCCCAUGACGCGGACAAACCGGAAUUCGAUAUCGAUCGGUCGGUGGCCGUUACUAGUGCGGAUCAGUUUUUGCCUGAGGAGCGCGUCUUUGCAGAGCCUACUCCUGCACUUGAACGCCCAAAUCCGUUCGGCGAUGAUUUCGAGAUCAAAUCUACUGGAGAUGGUGUACAAUCGACUGCCUUCGGUAGCAGUCCGGCGACGGGUGAAAUAGACAGCGGGCAGGCUACUCCCAAGAAGGGUAAGAAAGACAAAAGGAAGAAGAAACGACAGUCUUCUACCUGGGAAGAGGAAGCUGCCACAGAACAGGCCGAGACAGUUGUGCAGGUCGAAGGUACCGACCCUGACCCUCAGGCAGUGCUUGACGAGACAACAGCCACAAGGCACGACGGCGCACCAAGCCGCGAGGUUGCUCUUGAGGAAGAUGUAUUUGCCACCCCAGCCGAAAGUCCUCAGGAGGAAUCAGAGGAUCCUUGGAAAGUGGACCCUAAACCGGGAAAGAAGUCGAAAUCAAAGAAGGUAGGCCUGCGUACUACCUUGGACGAUUCGCCCGCUACAGCCCUCGAAGAAUCACCUGUAACUGCGCCGUUCUCCGAGCAUGGAAAGUCCACUCACGAACUCCUGGAUUCAGCAGACAAGUCUCGAGAUGCUGUGUUUGCGGAGAAAAUAGUCGACAAGUCAGGCAUCGACGAAUUUCCUACGGCUGUUCCCCCUUUACCAGCGACUGGUCCGGUUGAGGAGUCUCAUGCCCAAGUUGACUCGGAGUCGGCAACCAGAAGCAUCACAGAUAUGGUCGAAGGGGAGCAAGUAUCCAUCUCCGAGGCAACAAACGGGGAGCGCGCUCCACAGUCCCAAACAGAGGAGAAAUCGCACUUGGGCGACGAAGUGGAUGUUGGCAUCCCUUUGGGAGCGACUGCCGCAGCGCUCUCCGUCGCCACGGAUCGCCCCCAGGAGGAACUAUUCGAGCCAGUCUUGGAGGCGCAUGAACCCGUUGUAGAGAAGUCAGAUGCUGAAGGUGUGACCGACGCAACACACGCAGCCAGUCUUGACCCUGCGGAAGAUGCGAAUGACACCGACAUGAAAGACGUGACUGAAAUUUCUGUACCUGAAGUUUCAGAUCGUCCAGCUGAAUCCGCCGAGCAACUCGAGCCAGAGGCUGCGACUACUUCUUCCGUCACUGAGCAUGUCGUAGAGCAAACCCCAGAGCAUGUCCCAGGCUCGACGGACCACGAGCAUGCAGAAGAGUCUGUCGCUCCUUCAACACUGGAGGUUCCAGCAGAGACUCUGCUUGCUGACCAGGACUCGCUGACUCGGCAAGGAGAGGACUUCUUCCCUAUCACGAAGAAGGCCAAGAAGGAUAAGAAAAAGAAGCGGACUGCUACCUCUGAAGGCGCACAAGUUGUCAAUUCCAGUCAAGAGUCUCCGUUAGUGGAAGAAGUGAUCACGCCAUCUGUACCUUACUCACUCGCGGAAUUCGGAAGGAAAAUCGACGUACCAGAACCUUCAGAGCCUGCCGAAACACAGAUUCCAGUUGCCCCAACUCUGGAUGAGGCGAUACAUGCCCCUGAGGCGCCCACUGAGGAACCAUCUCAGCCGGACGACGACCUCUGGGCUGUUCCGGGCAAGAAAUCUAAGAAGGACAAGAAGAAGAAGAAGCGGCAAUCAACUCUAGCUGAGACUGACAUCGCAUCUUCUGCUGAGUCUGCAGCAGUCACCGACGAGAAGACGAUCGGCGCCGAUGUUCCACGAGAAAUAGAACCCUCCGACACGCCCACCGGCUCGUUUGACCCUUCAACCGAGUCAGUGGCGCCAGCGCUUGUUGGGGAUGAGCCUAGGCAAGAUGAAGCCCUCUUUCCAGUAUCAACUAAGAAGUCGAAGAGCAAAAAGAACAAACGCGGUUCAAAUUCAGCUUUUGAUCAGCCAGAUGUGCCUCCUCCGGCCGAAAAUGCACCCUUAGAUGGGAACAAUGUUCAAGACGCUGAUAGCUACGAAAACAUGGUUGCCACGGAUCUGUCACAACCUACUGACCAUGGCGAGCUCCAAGCCGACUCGCCAUCGACCCCUGCCAAGGAAGCACCUCCAGAAAUGGAUGAUGAAUUUACAUCCACGAAGAUAUCGAAGAAGUCAAAGAAGGACAAGAAGAAGCGACGGACAUUCAUCGAUGAUUCUGACGAGCCGCAAAAGGACGGGGUUGGUAGUCAGGAGGCGGAAACCGCGGCGCCUACUGUUCCGGAACAGAUCCCGGAGCCUGGUGCGCUGGCAGAAGUGUCGGUGGAGACUACCGACGAUAUCCGAAGACCGGAGAGGACAAACGCUCAAGUUGUGGGCGCAGACUUCACUCAAAUUCACGAGCCUGAGCGAAUUCCAGAAGCGGCCGCUGAAAUCGUCUAUGAUGCUCCUGUUACCCGCGACCAGACAGAUUCCCCGACCGAUCUUGAACUUUCGUCUACUCGUGAGGGAUCCGCAACCGAUGAACCACAGACGAUGAACGUGCCUUGGGAAGACACUGUGUCUGAACAUUUGGCUGACGUGGCUCCGGAAGCGGAGACAUCAAAUGUUGAGCGUUCGAUUGAGCCGGCAAACUUUCAGGCUUCCGUGGCUGAGGUCCCGGUCCAUGACUCCGUCAAAGUUGAGACGGCAACCGUUGAGCCUCCAGCUGUUGAGGCUCCGGUUGUACAGUCUCUCGUCCAUGCGCAAGUCCCGACUGAAGCGGCUGCUGACGAGUCACCCGCCGUCGAGGUUCCAUUACCUCAACAAGUCACUGUUGAGCAGGCAGCCGAUGAGCCAUCUACUGCCGGUGCUGUGGCUGUACAGUCCUUGGUGCAUGAACAAGGUGCGGUAGAGACCGCGGUCGUUGAGCCUCUUAGUGGUGAGGCUCCGGUCACACAGUCUCCCGUCCACGAAACGGCGACUCUUGAUCCUCUUGUCGAAGAUGAACCUGUUGUCGAGACAAAUAUCCGAUCUAUAAUGGAUGAGGCCCAUGUUGACGUGCCCAAGGCAGUGGAGUCUUCAACUGUCGGACCUGCAAUUGUACGGGCUCCGGUUCCUCAGGCUCCUUCUGAUGAGGUAGCAGCUCUUGAUGCCUUAGCUGCUCGUACUCCAACCAUGGAGCCCCAUUCUGCUACAGAUGUCGCGGAUCAGGCUCACAUCGACGCGCCGGUCACAGCUGAGACGCAAAACCGUGAGACCUUGUAUGACGAGGCUUCCGGCGUCACCACAAAUGCAAUCGAUCCUACCGCAGUCGAGACUCCGACCGUUGAGCCUCCUACUGUUGAGGCUCCGGUCGUUGAGACUCCUGCGGUUGAAGGCGAUGCAGUGAACAUGGGUGCCGUUGUACCUGAAACUGAGGAAGAAUGGGACAUGCCAGUCAAGAAAUCGAAGAAAGACAAGAAAAAGAAGCGUCAUUCAACCCUCGCCACCGCAGUACCCGAAUCUGAACCUCCAACGAGUGGGACACAGGAGCACCCGGGGGCGCCAGAGUCUGCGCCUGCAGUUGAAGAUGAGGUUAUCGGCCCUGACGCUACGCCACCAGAAGGCGAUGUUACCAAGUCAGACGUUGACAUGCUGAAUGACGCUCAAGAUUUCACGGCGCCGACCUCGAAGUCGAAGAAAGACAAGAAAAAGAAGAAGCGUCAGUCUACUCUUGUAGAUGAUGUGAUCGAAGUCGAGGCCGCAGCAGAUGAAUCCAAAGCAAAUGUCAACGACUCAACCACCAUGUUGUCGGAAGCCCCAGCCGGCGUAGAAAUCGGGGCAGGUGACAGCGUCGCUGCAGCACGCGACCUGGUAGGCGCCCAAGAGAUUUCUCAUGCGGAUCACCUUGCUCUAGCCAACGCACCAGUCCCACAAGAUGUUCCUGAUGAUGAAUUGGCGUUCACAUCGGCCAAGGCCAAAAAGGACAAGAAGAAGAAGAAGCGCCAGUCCGCACUGGAAUCUGCAGCCACCGAGUCGGCUCAACUUGAAUCCAACGAGACGCAGCCGGUUGCAGAGACUCUUGCUGAGCCCACUUUGAGGGAGGAGGCCACACCAACAGAGUCAGCUAUACAAUCCGGUGGGGAGAAUGGGCCUGCAAUUGUCAAUGACGGAUUCGAUGAUUCAUGGGCUCCGGCAUCCAAAAGGAAGAAGGACAAGAAAAAGGGGCGCAAGUCCAAGACUGAUGAUUUCAGCACAGUUGAUGAAGUGCAAGGACAGAGUCGGGACAUCGAAGUGGGUGGGGAGCAAGAUCUGAAGCCGCAGGUGGAAGCUGUGGAAGCGCAGGCAAUAGAACCCAUUGGCAGUGGGACUAUCUCUGCAAUGGCCGAGCAACACCCUACUCGCCUUGCUGAUCUGGACAAUGUCGCUCGUGAACCCGAAAUAGCGGAGCCAGCGUCGGUAGCUGAACCUACAGAGAGAGCUCAAACACCAACCCCGCCGUAUCUGCAACCAGAUGAGGUCAAAGAGCAGCAAGACGACCCAAAGCUGAAAGCUCAUGACGAAGGACAUCCAGUGGGAGACGCCGCAGAAGAGACAGCACCGCCCGAGGAGUCAGCACCGCGAGAGACAGCAAUACCCGAAGAGACAGCGCCACCCGAAGUGACUGCGGAGCAAGAGUUGACCGUGUCCAGCACACUCGAUCCAGCUCCAGAAGAUCAAAGCCUUGACUAUUUCAGUCUCUCGAGAAAGAAGUCGAAGAAGGACAAGAAGAAAAAGCGGCAAGCAGCCUUGGAGGAGCCACAGACAUCCGAUGCUUUCGAGACACCCAUGGAAAAUGCCACCCCGGUUGAACCUCUGCAGACGCCCCUGGAGACAACUGGAACGGUGUCGCUCUAUGACACACCUACGGAAACAGCAGGUUCACCUCCCAUUGAGACGGAAGAUGCGGUGCCUCAUGUCGAGGAGGAACAGUCAGGAUCUACGAAGACCAAAUCAAAGAAGGGCAGGAAAGAGCGCGAGUCUGUGCUCGAGGACCCAGAGCUGGUUGACGCGGGUGAGACACCUCUUGAACGAGAAGACCCCGUUGAGCUUCCUGUCGAAGGUGCAGAGCCCGUGCUUGAAGAGGACUGGUCAACGCCUACGAACGCCAAAUCAAAGAAAGGCAAGAAGAAGCGACAACCUACUUUUGAUGAUGCUUUUGCCGAACACUCGCCUGCUACGCCAGAGGCAGAACCUGGGCACGACGAGGCUGCGAAUGACGACUUUACAGGGAGUGAAAUACCGGCGGCAACUCCGGGAAAUGAAGAGGAAGAUCGCAACGUUUCCAAGAAGACAAAGAAGGAGAAGAAGAAAAAACGGCAGUCGACAUUCGACGAUACCUUUGCGGAGCCUGCUGUUGUCACCAAAGAACCCGAACCCGUGGCUGUCAGCAAAGCGCCAGAGUCUGUCUCGGAGCCAGGCGUGAGCGAAUCGCCCCAAGAACCCAUCCAGGAGCCUACAUUGGCGGACACGAUUUCUAGUCAAGCUCAGUCCGAGGUGGACGACUACAAAGUCUCCAAGAAGGACAAGAAGAACAAGAAAAAGAAGCGUCAGUCAGUCUUCACGGAGAUCUCAGACAAUCCAAUAGUGGUCGAUGAGACGGCCGGCGAGGUCGUCGUACUCGAAAGUGAGGAGCUUCGUGAGGCAGGUCAAACCGCAGACACGACGAGAGAUGCUUUCGACACAAUGCAAGUGGAAGCCAAUGAAGUCCAAGCUCCUCCUGAAAGUACCGCAAUCGUUGAAGACUCUCCACCAGCACAUGAUUCUGCUCAUCGAGACGAAGCAUUGUACAACGAUACCCCUUUGGACGCUCACCCACCUGGUGAAGCUCCGGUACACGAGGAAAUGACCGCCGAAGAGGUUGCUGUGGCUUCAUCUGCGGAGCCCGAGGAAAGUGGUCUUCAGCAGCUCGAAUCUUUUGAAGAGCCUGCAGCAGGACAGGCUCAGAGCAUCGGCCACCCGGACACGCCAGGUGUAGUGGAAGUUGAAGUAUCGCAGAUGAGUGAAGAGUCGCGACCUGAAGUGGCUAUGACGACCCAGAAUGAGCAGGUAGAGCCCGCAGAGCCCAGCGUUCCAGACACGCUAAUGACUAUGGAGACUGACGAGCCAAGGAAUGAGGGAGGUCGCCUAGACCCUGAAAGACAAGUGCCAGACGAGGAAUCAGCACCGCCGGCUCCAGAAGUCGCGGCUUCGGACGACUUCCAGGUACCAAAGCCCAAGAAGAGCAAGAAGAAAAAGCGCCAAUCAACCUUUGACGAAACCGAGUUUGAUCCACAGCAGACCGAAGCAGGAGAGCUCGAGAGCACCUUGCGGGCUCCGCCGACGGAGUCUGCUGCUGAACCGCAAGCGCUGGCCCCUGCGCCAGUUGAUUUGCCCUCUACGGACGCGACAACCGCAGAGCCGACUGUCGAAGAAGAAUGGGCCAUGCCAUCCAAAAAGUCAAAGAAGGCCAAGAAAAACCGUCAAUCCACUUUCGAGGAGCCUACCCGCGACGCUCUACAGGCCGAAACACGAGACGGCAUUGCCGAACCCGAAUUGACAAAGUCUGGCGAUAUCGAGAUGCUCGAUGCGGCGGAUGAACUUACGACCCAACCUGACACGGUUGAGCCUGCCAUGGGCGAAGAGUGGGCGACGUCUAGCAAGAAGUCAAAGAAGGACAAGAAGAAGAAACGCAAAACACUUCUAGCGGAGGAAGAAUCGCAGCCUUCCACUCCCCUUGAAGAGACACCAGUUGAACCAUCCAUUGAUGACGAGCAGCAGCCCGAGGCGGAUGUCACGAUCACGUCGCGCGAACAACUCUACAGGAAUCCGGCGUCCGAAGUCGACACGGGAUCAGACAAGCCCGCAGAAGCCGCCGUCCUCUUCCCUGACGAACAACAACCGGAAAACGGACCACUUGCUCCAGGAGAUAGCAACGAAGCCAAUCAGCCAGCCGAUUCACUCCUCGCUGCGGAAGAAUGGGCCACAUCGACUAAGAAAUCCAAGAAGGAUAAGAAGAAAAAGAAGCAGAGAUUGGCCCUUAAUGAUAUGGACGUUGACGAGUCCCAGACUGCAACUCCAGCGGAACUAGCGGCCGAGGAAGCACCCAUUGAGCAGACCGCUGUCGGUAUCUCAGCGGGUUCUCAGGAUGAGCCGGCUCUGGAGCGCAAAAUCGAGCAUGAUGAGCUAGGGGGCGCAGAGCCGAAGUCUACCGCUUCGCAGCCUCAGAUGUUCGAAGACAUGGAACCAGCUCCCAAAGAAUCAUUGACAAAAGCAGAGGAGCCGUCUUCGUCGUUGUCAAUUGCUGAAUCAAUCGACAUCGUCCCUGAGGAGCCCUCAACCAUUCUCAGCAGCCACCCCGUCCACGAGCCAGAAUUAGAAUCCGCCCCGUCAGGAGCAGCAGUUGAGGGCGAGCGCGAACUUGUGCCAACUCUGGACGAGCCCAGGCAGGUGGAGACCGAGUGGCCUCCAGCCAAAAAGUCGAAGAAAGAGAAGCGGAAGAGCAAGAGACAGUCAACAUUGGACAACAUCUCAGAGCCACAAGAACAUGUACCAAACGCUGCAGAAGCACCAGAAGUGGAAGCACCCCUUGAUGUGGCGCCGACCGACGUCAUUGCCGACGUCCAGCAGUCAACAAUCGAUCCUACGCCAGGCGAAACACAAGCCCAGGAGGAAUGGGGCUUUCCCACCAAAAAGUCCAAAAAGGGCAAGAAGGGCAAGGCUUUGGCGCUCGGUGAUGGUAUCACGACUCCGGGUAGUGAGACACCGAGAUCAACUGAUCAAUUCGAAUCUGCAGCUCAGACGCCCUUGAGCCGAACCGCGUCUCCAGAACCAAUGGAAGGCGUCAAGGAGCUAGAGACAACAGCCGCGCAGCUCGAGGCUAACGAUGGAUAUUUUGCUCCAGCAAGCAGGAAGAAGUCGAAGAAGGACAAGAAGAAAAAGUCACUGUUCGCGUGGAGCGCUGACGAUCAGCCGGCCGAGGACACAUCCGAAGCAGGACCAUCAACGCCUGCAUUGGAAGCAGAACCUAACCAGGACGCGGACCAAAGAAUGGAAGCGGAUGUUGAGCCAGUUGCAUCAGUGGCAAAAGGGGUUCUCGAUGAAGCAAAAUCACUCCGUGACCGCGAAGCACCGAAGACAACAGACGAUCUUGAAAUGCCCACAGUUGUCUCCGGACCAGAAACAUUUCACGACCGGUCAGUUUCGGACGAGCAGCAUGAGACUUGGAUGGGUGAUAUCCCAGGGCCCGGCAGUUCCAAGCCUCAGGUUGACGAUCCACCUUGGGAUAUCGAUGUUGACUUGGCGCGAGUCCCUAUGCACGUCGCGGACAGCCAAAAAGACGUGCAAGCGGCUAUUGCCUCGACCCCUGACGAGACAGCGGUUACAGGUAGACAGGAACAACACUCAGAAUUGAAGCCUACGGGAUCUGCUGAGCUACCAGUGAUGGACGAGACUUUUGCCCCUACCACAAUUCAGGCGGAUCAUCUCUCAGAACAAACACAGCCGGUGGUUAUGGCAGACAGACCCGAAGCUGUUCGGGACCUGGAUGCUGAGCCAGCCGUGCAGGAAAACGUUCUACCAGCGCUCGAAGAACCCAUUCAGCGCAAAAAGAGUAAGAAAGACAAGAAGGCCAAGAAACAGCGUCGGGUCUUUGAGUUUGAUGGGAGUGAGAAUGUUAUACAGCCAGUUGCUGAACCUGAAGAGACUGACCUUCGUGAGCCGGAUGCGAUGGAGAUCAUCCCCAAGGAGCCCGUCGAGCCAUCAGAAGCAACGGCGCCAGCUCGAGAACCUCCGCCUCCGGAGGACAUGGAUAAUCUGUCUGACGUGAGCGAGAGCACCCGUGAAAGACGACGGAGACGACGCUCGCCUCCAGUGUGGUCUGGAGAAGAACCUGAAGAUCUCCCAAGAGACCGUGCUCUUACCCCACCGCCUGAGCACGACGACAUAAUGGACACGGCUCUGGGCAUCGCAGCUGGACUUGGAUUCGGUGGCAGAGAGUCAGAACCGACAAGAGAAUCUCCACCAAAACCGAGCUCGCCCGCUCGACAAGCGUCGACCGGCUGGUCAUUUGCAAGACUGGCACCCGGUGUCACUACUGCGGAGUCCAACCGUGACAGUGGUGUUCAAUUUGACUCGCCUGUUCUUGCCACCGACCACUUCUCGUCUAUACGGGACAGCGGUUUCAUCCCCAGUCCCGCCAUCGCACAUGUCGAGUUCGGUGGUGCAAGGGAUGAAAGCUCAGGUAUGAAGCUUCGGCCUCCUCGCCCGCAAUCACCCACCAGUUCCACCGAGGAUGUCUCGAAGCCCCAGCCAAGCAGAACACGCCAUGAAGAGAGCGCGACACUAGAGACGCCGAGACGAAAGCCAUCGCCUGUUGAGUCUACUUCGAAGGACCGAACUUCAGUCUUGUUCAACUCUUCACCUGCAGUGCCGUCUCCUUUGAUCACAACUGGCAUUGCCAGAAGUCCUGAACACAGCCAGAGUCCUCUACGCAGGAGCCCAAGCAUCCACGGCCAUCACCACAGUCGAGAAGAGCUCAGACAACAAAAGGCUAAGGCUGUCCUGCACCACGAAGACAGCGAGCAACUUGCAUCCAACCUCAUGGAUCGGUCUGCUGCAGCAGCAGUCAAUCGCUCAGUGUUUGAUCCAGAAAGUCGUGACCGCCCGUUCACUCCUGGAAGGUCAGCGCUUGGGCCCAUCCAAGAAGACUCACCCGAAACAGGCGGAAUAGCGCACCCAUCUCUAGAGACGCCUCCCGCGCUCUCGAUCCAACGCGAUGCUGGCAAGGAUGAUGUCGGCGCUCUGGGCGUCGUGGCGGCGGCCGGAGCAGCAGGCAUCGCAGCGGCUGCUCUCGCUUCACGUGACACGGGCGCUAAGUCGCUUGGCAGGUCCAAAUCGCGAACCUCGUCGUUGCGCAACCUUCGCGGCAAUUCCAUCUCUCCGUUCGACCCAGCCAAUUUCGCGUCCGGGUCAUCGCAGGAUCCUGUCCAUGCUCGAGAUACAGGCAAGGCUGCUGUCCGCGACAGGGACAUGGCUGAGAUCUAUGUACGUCUGCACGCGUCUAGCCCUCCCGCGCGCUCCCCAAUACUAACAGCCUUGCAGGAUGGCUAUGGGUCCUAUCCCGGCAGCCCCAGGUCGCCGACCCGACCACCGAGCGUACGGCGACGACAGAGCAUGCAACAGAUAAAAGAUCUUGAGGCCCGACUGGACCAAUUGGCCAGCGAGAAUCGCGCGUUGGUGGAGGCCAAGAUUGUCGCUGAGCAACACCUGGAACACGCGCACUUCGAAACAAAUCGCUCUGAGAAUGCGUCAGCUGCGUUCAAUGCGCAACUACAAGAACGCGAUGCCGAAAUUGCGCGGCUCAAGCAAGAGGUGGCAUCCCUGGUCGCGACACACGAAUCGCUGAAGAAAGAGCACGAGCAGAGCUUGCUCACCCUCCGCGAAGAACAUGAGCAGGCUCUGACGCAAUGGCAAGGCUCUUCACGGGAAUUGGAGACUCUGCGAUCGAGACACACCGAGCUGUCUACCGGCAUGGAGUCGAUCGUCAGACACGAAAUCGACUCGGCUCUCGCCGAGAAAAACGCGGAAAUCCAACGGCUUCGCGACGAUCUAGAAGUUGCAAGAGAGAAGAUCCGGGAGUUACAAUCACAGAUCCUCGAGCGACCUGUGGUCGACGUUGUGAUCUUCCACGAUGAGGACUAUUUUGAACAGGCAUGUCAGAAACUGUGCCAACAAGUGCAAGGCUGGGUGCUGCGUUUUUCAAAAUUCAGCGAUCUCAAGCUUUGUCGGACCACCAGCGAAGUCCGCGAGGAGAAGAUUGUGGACAAAUUUGACAAUGCGAUCUUGGACGGUUCGGACGUGGACGUGUACCUGGCGGACCGGGUCAAGCGACGCGACGUCUUCAUGUCGGUGGUGAUGACUAUGAUCUGGGAAUACGUCUUCACCAGGUAUCUCUUUGGCAUGGACCGGGAGCAACGACAGAAGCUGAAACAGCUGGAGAAGAACCUCGGCGAAGUAGGACCGGCCAGCGCCGUGCAUCAGUGGAGGGCGCUUACACUUACCCUGCUCUCCAAGCGCGAGAGCUUCAAAGCUCAGAAAGAAUCUGACACGGAAGCGGUCGCGAUCGAGAUCUUCUCGACAUUGUCACGAUUCCUCCCUCCGCCGCAAAAUUUGGAGGACCAGAUUGUGGGAUCCCUGCGCAACGUCAUGCGCACAGCAGUCGAGCUUUCGAUCGAGAUGCGCACCCAGCGAGCCGAGUACAUCAUGCUGCCGCCGUUGCAGCCGGAGUAUGACACCAACGGCGAUCUUGCACGCAAAGUAUACUUCAAUGCAAGUCUAAUGAAUGAAAGAAGCGGAGAAACAACCAGCAACGAAGAGCUCGAGCGCGCUCAGGCGGUUGUGCGGAUGGUGCUCUUCCCGCUUGUGGUCAAGAAGGGAGAUGACAACGGCGUCGGUGAUGAAGAGAUUGUGGUGUGUCCGGCACAGGUCUUGAUCGCCCGGCCGGACAAGGCGAAGAAACCGCGGAGCUCGACGCGACACGUUAGUGGCGGCAGUGAUGCAAAGAGCUUGAGAGCCAUCAGCACCCACAGUCUCGCGAUGAGCGGAAUCGAAGGGAACGAGAACAUGUUUUGA
Cladophialophora carrionii CBS 160.54 is the source of this 19455-nucleotide messenger RNA. RefSeq lists its product as uncharacterized. The coding region runs from base 1 to 19455 and encodes 6484 amino acids. The transcript has a single exon. The record is from RefSeq and is a predicted model, not a curated record. Lineage: Eukaryota; Fungi; Ascomycota; Eurotiomycetes; Chaetothyriales; Herpotrichiellaceae.